This is a messenger RNA of Botrytis sinoallii, 4382 nucleotides long. RefSeq lists its product as uncharacterized. Gene Ontology annotation, cellular component: cytoplasm; nucleus. Bases 344 to 3577 code for a protein of 1077 amino acids. Gene Ontology annotation, biological process: protein export from nucleus; ribosomal large subunit export from nucleus; ribosomal small subunit export from nucleus. The transcript is spliced from 9 exons. Gene Ontology annotation, molecular function: small GTPase binding; nuclear export signal receptor activity. The record is from RefSeq and is a predicted model, not a curated record. Lineage: Eukaryota; Fungi; Ascomycota; Leotiomycetes; Helotiales; Sclerotiniaceae.
UGAACAAGCUUCGAAUUAUAAAUCACAUCAGAGGAAUUCACUUACGGAUAAAUCUUCCGAGAGUGAUAAUUUAGGUGUGAUCACCUGACCUACUGGUUUACCGAUCGGUAUUCAAGGCCCGCUGAGAGAAUCCCUCCUCUUAGUGGGGCACAAAGCACUUUGAACAUGCGGCUGGGUCCAACAAUCUUCAACUUGACAUUUUCGAACAACUUCUUCAACCAUACCAUCAACUUCGUUUAAUAAAGUUUCUUGUAACAGCGCAAGCUGCACAAAAGGAUAUUAAAGCAUAUUGCUUAUCUAUUGAGAGCAGGAUAGGGUACUAUACCUAAAUCAAGCUGCAAAGAUGGCUGUCACCAUUGAAGAGCUUGACGCGACCGUCAAGACUUUCUAUGAAGGUCGCGGUGAGGCUCAAAAAGCCGCUCAGGCUGCAAUGAACCAGUUCAAGGAGGAUCCAGAUGCGUGGUUAUUAGUUGAUAAGAUAUUACAAGAGUCUACAUAUCCGCAAGCCAAAUAUUUGGGUUUGCAAGUAUUAGAUCAUGUUAUCAUGACAAGGUGGAAGGUUCUGCCCAGAGAGCAGUGCCAAGGUAUUCGGAAUUUCGUCGUUGGUUUCAUCAUACAGUGUUCCGGAUCGGAAGAGUCUCUGAGGUCCCAAAGAGUCCUCUUGAACAAGUUGAAUCUCGUCCUCGUUUCCAUCUUGAAGCAAGAAUGGCCUCACAACUGGCCUACUUUCAUCAACGAGAUCAUAUCCUCCUGCCACACAAGUUUAUCGAUAUGCGAGAAUAAUAUGUCGAUUUUGAGAUUGUUAUCGGAGGAAGUUUUCGAUUACUCGGCGGACCAGAUGACUUCCGCAAAGACGAAGAACUUGAAGACGACGAUGUGUGCAGAGUUUUCCUCCAUCUUCCAACUUUGUAACGAAGUCUUGAACAGCGCCACUCAAGAAAGUUUGAUUAAGGCUACCCUCGAGACUCUUCUUCGAUUCUUCAACUGGAUUCCGCUUGGUUAUAUCUUUGAGACGACCGUUAUCGAUACUCUUAGAGAACGAUUUUUGGAGAUGCCCGAAUUCAGAAAUGUCACAUUAAAGUGCUUGACAGAGAUUGGAGGACUCCAAACUGGUACUGGGAACAACUACGACGAGAAAUUGGUUCAAAUGUUCACCGAAGUUUUGACCACAAUUUCCAAGAUUAUUCCUUUGACUCUCGACCUCAAGAGUACUUACAAUUCGAGUAACUCCAAGGACCAAGAGUUUAUCCAGAAUUUGGCCCUUUUCUUGUGUAACUUUUUCUCUUCCCAUCUUACUCUCAUUGAGAACCUACCGAACCGUGAUUUCCUCACACACGGCCACUUCUACCUUAUUCGAAUUUCUCAAAUCGAGGACCGAGAGAUCUUCAAGAUUUGCUUAGAAUACUGGACUAGACUGGUCCAGGAAUUGUACGAUGAACAACAGUCGCUACCCAUUGGAGACGUCAACCCUCUCGUCGGAAUGGGCGUCGGCGGCAUUUCGAGUCCCGGUGCUCCCAACCCAAGUCUGCUCGCCAACUAUCCUCUCAGAAAGCACAAGUACAACGAAGUACUUUCGAACUUGCGAGUGGUCAUGAUUGAAAAGAUGGUCAGACCAGAGGAAGUUUUGAUUGUUGAGAACGAUGAGGGAGAGAUUGUUCGUGAAUUCGUCAAGGAGAGCGACACCAUUCAGUUGUACAAGACAACCAGAGAGUGCUUGGUUUAUCUUACCCAUUUGGAUGUAGUCGACACCGAGAACAUCAUGACUGAGAAGCUAUCUCGACAAGUCGAUGGUACCGAAUGGUCAUGGGCCAAUUGUAACACAUUGUGCUGGGCUAUCGGUUCCAUCUCCCUUGCAAUGAACGAAGAGACUGAGAAACGUUUCUUGGUCACUGUCAUCAAGGAUUUGCUCGGGUUGACUGAGAUGAAACGAGGAAAGGACAACAAAGCCGUGGUUGCUAGUAACAUUAUGUAUAUUGUUGGUCAAUAUCCACGUUUCUUGAAGGCUCACUGGAAGUUCCUGAAGACCGUCGUCAACAAAUUAUUCGAGUUCAUGCACGAGUCCCACGAGGGUGUUCAAGACAUGGCGUGUGAUACUUUCAUCAAGAUUGCCAGACAGUGCAAACGUCAUUUUGUUGCUUUACAACCUGGCGAGUCUGAGCCAUUUAUCGAGGAAAUCGUCAGAACUAUGCGUAAGAUUACUUGUGAUCUAUCCCCACAGCAAGUACACACUUUCUACGAGGCAUGUGGUUACAUGAUUGCAGCUCAACCACAGAAGAAUUCACAAGAAAGACUCAUUGCUGAGUUGAUGUCAUAUCCAAACGCUGCUUGGGAUGCCAUCAUUGCCCAAGCAAACACUAACCCCCAAAUUCUUCAAGACGCAGACACCAUCAAGGUCAUUGGCAAUGUCAUGAAGACUAACGUGUCUGCUUGUUCCUCCAUCGGAAGCUACUUCUAUCCUCAAAUUGGACGCAUUUACCUGGAUAUGUUGUCCAUGUACAAGGCUACUAGCACAAUGAUUUCUGAAGCCGUUGCAAGUGAGGGUGAAAUUGCCACCAAGAUGCCCAGAGUUCGAGGUCUAAGAACUAUCAAGAAGGAGAUUCUCAAGCUCAUUGAAACGUUCGUUGAGAAAUCCGAUGAUCUUGAGAUGGUUCGAACCAACAUUGUUCCAAACCUUCUUGAAGCGGUCCUGAUUGAUUACAACCGUAAUGUUCCAGGUGCACGUGAUGCCGAAGUUCUCAAGGUCAUGUCUGUUAUCAUAACCAAACUUUCUGGCCUCAUGGAAGAUCAAGUGCCAAACAUUAUGUCAAAUGUGUUCGAAUGCACUCUGGAAAUGAUCAACAAGGAUUUCUCGGAAUUCCCAGAACAUCGUGUAGAAUUUUUCAGCCUUCUCCGAGCAAUCAACCUUCACUGCUUCCCAGCUCUCCUCAAACUCGAUAACAGACAAUUCAAGUUUGUCAUCGAUUCUUGCAUGUGGGCUAGUAAGCACGACAAUAGAGAGGUUGAACAUGCCGGUCUCAACAUGUGUUUGGAGUUGAUCACCAACAUUGCAGAAACGGACCCUGCCACGUCUAGUGCUUUCUUCCAGCAAUUCUUCGUCCCAAUCCUCCAGGAUGUAUUCUUUGUACUCACCGAUACCGAUCACAAAGCUGGAUUCAAGUCACAAGCAACUUUGUUGGCAAGAAUGUUUUACUUUGUUCACCCAGCUGACGGUACCGCGCCAAAGAUUCAAAUGCCUAUCUAUGUCCAGGACCAAGCGCCACCAAACACAAGCAACAAGGAUUUCCUUACAAACUUCGUGGCUAGUUUGUUGCAGAAUGCCUUCCCUAACCUUCAAGCACCUCAAAUCCAAGCCUUCGUUGAGGGUCUCUUCACUCUGAAUCAUUCUGCAGAUCGAUUCAGACUUAACUUACGGGAUUUCUUAAUCUCGUUGAAGGAGUUUGCUGGGGACAACACCGAGCUAUACGCUGAGGAGAAAGAGACAGCCGAAAGAGAUGCCAAGGCCGCAGAACGCGAACGUCUGUCCAAGGUCGGAGGACUCAUUAAGCCUGCGGAACUCGACGAUGAAGAUGAGUUGUGACUUGACGAGGAGCUACGGAUCGACUUUGCACGACCCGAAAACCCACCCUCAGAUCAAAAACGCCGAAUCAACUACAAUGCCAAUAAACUUGAUGGUUGGGAUGUUUAUGAUCUCUAAACAACUUCCAUAUACAUCUAGCAGGACAAACUGGUGUCCGAUCUGGAUAAUGAUUUUUCCCUUUUACUUUUUCGCCCAAUGAUAUCACAUACUUAGGAGCAAUUUCGCUACCUACGUGGAGUUACUACGAAGGAUCAGAAUGAUAUUGUUAUCUAAAAAAGUAAUUUUCUGUUUAGAUUCAAUUCUCCGAUGAACAUCGUGAGACGAUACACAAUAGGCAUUUGCGAAGCAAUUUUUCAUUUCUCGAUACCUUUGAAUUUAGGAGGCACAUUCUGCAUGUGUCAGUUGGUGGAGGAAGUUUGAGCAAUUUUUAAGGCAUUGAGCGAAAUGAAAUGGGAAUGAGAUACGUCAUAUGAAAGAAAUGCAGAAGCAUUUUCAGAUAUCACAAAUAUGGCAUCAAGGAAUUAUGAAUUUUUUAAUGUGACAAUUCUUCAUAAAGUACUUGGUAGGUAUUUUUCAUACUGAUAUGCAUUGCACAGGUUACUCCAUGGCAAAUAUCCCAGUCAGAGUAAGCUGGCCAAUCAAGACUCUCAACGCUACAACGUGCAUGUAUUUAACCACAAGUCAUGGUGACCUUCCCUUCUUGCAUAAUCUUCGUCAUUAGUUCAUCCUUCAGUGCAACCAUCUGGAAAAUUGUACCUGGGGUAAGAAAGCUAAGAAGCUUCCGCAUCUUCAACUUCAGGCACGU